AUUUUCAAUAUCGUUUUUUAUAUUUUUAUCAUUAUUUUUAUAUUUAUUACUAAUAUUUAUAUAUUCAUUUUUUAUUAUUUCAUUAUUAUCAUUUUUUUUUAAUUUUAAUUUAUAAUUACUUGUAUCUAUAUUUUUAUUAUUUAUUUAAUUUAUAUUAUUACUU
Molecule: messenger RNA, 163 nt
Organism: Ichthyophthirius multifiliis
Lineage: Eukaryota; Ciliophora; Oligohymenophorea; Hymenostomatida
Exons: 1
Source: RefSeq, a predicted model, not a curated record